Molecule: messenger RNA, 1461 nt
Organism: Populus euphratica (Euphrates poplar)
Lineage: Eukaryota; Viridiplantae; Streptophyta; Magnoliopsida; Malpighiales; Salicaceae
Product: LOB domain-containing protein 15-like
Exons: 3
Coding region: 144-818 (224 amino acids)
Source: RefSeq, a predicted model, not a curated record
AUUGACCUACUUUUUGUGAUUAGCUUGCCUUUUAAGCACUCCUUUCUCUAUUGUUAUUUCUUCUUUCUCCUCCAUUUUGAAACUCCCCUUUAGCUAUCUCUAAACCUCUACCUUUGAUCUAGACAACCUACUAGCAUGCUUGAAUGUCCAGAGACAGGGAGAGAUUUGAAGAGAUAGGAAAGAGGAUCAAGAGGGAAAGCGAUGCAUCUUCUCUAAUGAGAAGGAGACAAAUGUUAGGUCCUCCUGGAAUCUUGAAUACUGUUACACCGUGCGCUGCAUGUAAGCUUUUAAGGAGAAGAUGUGCUGAAGAGUGCCCUUUUUCUCCAUAUUUUUCUCCACUUGAACCCCAAAAAUUUGCAGCUGUUCACAAAGUCUUUGGUGCAAGCAAUGUCUCCAAGCUGCUUAUGGAGGUGCCUGAAAGUCAAAGAGCUGAUGCAGCAAAUAGUCUAGUUUAUGAAGCAAACCUGAGGCUAAGAGAUCCUGUCUAUGGCUCUAUGGGUGCAAUUUCAGCCUUACAACAACAAAUUCAAUUAUUACAAGCUGAGCUUAGUGCAACAAGGGCUGAUAUACUCAACUACAAAUACAGAGAAGCUGCUGCUAGUAACAUCAUUUCUUCUACUCAUGCUGCUUUAGUUUCUUCUGCAACCGCGUCCAUUUCAGCACCGUCACAAACUCUUGCUCCCCCUCCUCCCACCCCACCACCUCUUUCUGUUGUUGUUUCUUUAUCUACAUCUUCUCCUUCUCUAUAUACACCACCAACUAGCACAUCAGGUUAUAGCACUAUUUCUAGUGAUAAUAAUGUCCCAUAUUUUGAUUAAUUUUACCAUAGACCAUAGUCAAUUUUUCGACAUUUUCCAUUGCACUUGGUAUAAUAAUGUUGUCUAAUAGAGUAGCAAGAUGGUUGUCUUAAUUUUAUUAUAGACCGUAGUCAAUUUUUCUACAUUUUCUAUUGCAUUUGAUAUACUAAUGCUGUCUAAUAGAGUGGCAAGAUGGUUGUCUGAUAUUGUUCUAUUGUAACUUUCUAUAAAGAUGGAGAAACCAUGGGAGAAGAAGGAGAUCAUAAAUUAGAUCGAUCGGGGCCUUAAAUCAAAAUCCUAGUUAAAUUUAGUUUUUGGAAUUGAAAUUUCGUUUCUACUUCAUCACAUUGUUGCCUUGUUCUAGGGUCUCAAAUUUCAUGUCUACAAACGUUUUUAUGCCUCUGCCUGGAAACUUCUUUAUCUUCUCGUCUCUUCUUUCUAGGGUGAAGGAAAACUGAACCUUCCAGCCCAUGUGUUUACAUGUUUUUCUGUGCCAUUAAAGGUCCUGAAAUCUUGUUUAGGGACGUGGGGGAGACAAAAGGUACGGCGGGCUGUGAUUCUUCCCAUGUAAAAAUUAAAGUCAUGAUUCAUUAUUGAAUUCGAGGGGUCAGAUUUUACUGCAUGACUCUUCAGGUUCCUUUAUCAAAUAGCCUUUUUCAAUUAA